AUGGUUCCUCUAGGGCACAUUUUCCGUUACCUGGGUGCGGUGUGCGAUGAGGCUGCCGCCAUUUUCGAUUUAAAGGCAUCUUUCUUCCAGGCAGGCCUGCCAGCAGAGACACGCGGGAAUUUCCGUUGCCGGACAGAAAAGGGGGGGCUCGUUGAGUUCACAUGGCUCCCCAUGGGGUAUAAAUGCAGUCCGGAAAUUGCGCACACCAUCACAAGGGUUUUGGCUGGUGACCCCGAGGUUGUUAAACCGCGGUUCGCAUCCCCAACGGAGUUAACUCUACACGUGUGGAUUGAUAAUAUUCGCAUCAAAGGGCCACGCAAGAGCGUUGAGUUGUGGGGGAACACUAUUAUGGCAAAUAUGCGGGAGUGCGGUGCAACGGUGGGAGAGCACAAGGCUCCCACCGCGCGUUGUGAAUUCAUAGGGGUUUGUUUCAACCACACUGCGAAGACGGUUUUCCUCAGUGACAAGACGUUGCGGAAAUUGAAGAGUGCCACACCCCUCCAUAAGAUGUCGGUUGAGGAAUUGGAAAGCUUCACCUCACUUAUGGUAUAUGCGGCGGGGGUUCAGGGGGGUUCGUUUUUUCGGAAAUAUUUCUUUUUGAAAACGGUGCGCCGAAGGUUUUCGCGGCUCAACAGGGGGCUGGUAGACGCACGCGAUCCGGCAGCCCCAGCCCCCUUUGGCCUUAAGGCCGGGGAGGGGUGGCCGGACACCUUGUUGCAGAAUAAUCCGGCCAACCCCCCCCCGAGGGUUAACCCGACUUCAGGGACUUGA
This is a messenger RNA of Trypanosoma grayi, 771 nucleotides long. RefSeq names its product rab1 small GTP-binding protein. The record is from RefSeq and is a predicted model, not a curated record. NCBI's taxonomy places the organism in Eukaryota, Euglenozoa, Kinetoplastea, Trypanosomatida, Trypanosomatidae. The transcript has a single exon. The coding region runs from base 1 to 771 and encodes 256 amino acids.